Molecule: messenger RNA, 4256 nt
Organism: Nicotiana attenuata
Lineage: Eukaryota; Viridiplantae; Streptophyta; Magnoliopsida; Solanales; Solanaceae
Product: pentatricopeptide repeat-containing protein At2g22070
Exons: 5
Coding region: 156-2513 (785 amino acids)
Biological process (GO): RNA modification
Molecular function (GO): protein binding; zinc ion binding; RNA binding
Source: RefSeq, a predicted model, not a curated record
AAGUUCGCAACCAAACAGAUUAUAAGGCCCUUUGUCUCGUCCCGCCAGUUCAUAUACGUUUAGAACUUCAAAAUUAAAUUAAGAAAAAUUGAAAAGUGAUGAAACUAACGGAAAACAAAAUCUAAAUUGCAUAACCGUUCCUUAUUAUUGUUCAAAUGAAUCAUCAAACCUCACAAUCCUUUGGCUCUCAGCCACAUUUCUACGUAUCACUUCUCCAAGACAGCCUGAAAACAAAAAAACCGUUUUCCAUAAAGUUAAUCCAUGGCAGUAUAAUCAAAUCCGGCCUCCAUUUAGGCGUUUUCCUUAUGAAUAAUCUCAUCAAUGGUUAUGCCAAAACCGGGUUUUUAUCAUAUGCUCGUAAAGUGUUUGAUGAAAUGCCUGUGAGAGAUACUUCUUCUUGGAAUACACUUUUAUCUGGGUAUUCGAAACAAGGUUCGGUUAAGGAAACAUAUUUGAUAUUUAAGGAAAUGCCUUAUCGCGAUUCUGUUUCGUGGACUACUAUGAUUGUUGGGUACAAUUUGGUUGGUCGUUUUCAGGUUGCAAUUCAGAUGUUUCUUGAGAUGGUUGCUUCUGAUGUUUUGCCAACCCAGUACACGUUUACAAGUGUUCUUGCUUCUUGUGCUGCAAUUAGAGCACUAUACGAGGGCCAGAAAGUUCACUCCUUUGUUGUUAAAUUUGGGUUGAGUAGUCAUGUUUCCGUGGCAAAUUCUCUGUUGAAUAUGUAUGCCAAGUCAGGUGAUGCAAAUGCAGCUCGAAAUGUUUUUGACAGGAUAGUUGUGAAGAACACCUCAAGCUGGAACGCGUUGAUCUCGUUGCAUAUGCAGGCUGGUCGGGUAGAUUUAGCACUGACACAAUUUGAGCAAAUGCAUGAGCAUGACAUAGUUUCGUGGAAUUCAAUGGUUACAGGCUAUAAUCAGCACGGCUUCGACGUUCUAGCUCUUAAUAUGUUUUCCAGAAUGCUUAAAGAAUCUUCACUGGGACCUGAUAGAUAUACUUUAGCUAGUGCUUUAUCAGCGUGUGCUAAUCUUGGGGAGUUAAGUGUAGGAAAACAAAUCCAUGCUCAUCUUAUCAGAACUGAAUUUGAGACGUCGGGAGCUGCUGAGAAUUCUUUGAUUUGCAUGUAUUCCCGAUGCGGUGGCGUAGACAUUGCUCGAAAAAUUUUGGAGAAAAAUAGAGAGUCCAGUCUAAACGUCAUUGCAUUUACUGCACUACUGGAUGGGUACAUAAAGCUUGGUAAUAUAAGUCCAGCAAGGAAGAUCUUUGACUCAUUGAAGGACCGUGAUGUGGUUGUCUGGACAGCCAUGAUUGUUGGUUACGUUCAAAAUGGCCUUAAUGAUGAUGCAAUGGAACUCUUCAGGUCAAUGGUUAAAGAAGGGCCAGACCCCAAUAAUUAUACUCUAGCAGCAAUGUUGAGUGUCUGUUCAAGUGUGGCAUCCUUAAAUCAUGGUAAGCAAAUCCAUUCAGCAGCCAUUAAGUCAGGGGAAGCAUUAUCAGUUUCUGUUAGCAAUGCCCUGAUAACUAUGUAUGCCAAGGCUGGAAAUAUCAGCUGUGCGAGGAGAGUAUUUGAUUUGAUACGCCUGAACAGAGACACAGUCUCUUGGACUUCCAUGAUCUUGGCUUUAGCUCAGCAUGGACUUGGAGCUGAAGCCAUACAAUUGUUUGAGGAUAUGCUUGCACUUGAAAUGAAGCCUGAUCAUAUCACGUAUGUUGGUGUUCUUACUGCUUGCACACAUGUAGGAUUGGUCGCUCAAGGUCGUAAUUAUUACAAAAUGAUGAACGAGAUGCACAGAAUUGAACCCACCUCCAGCCACUGUGCUUGCAUGGUUGACCUCUUUGGUCGUGCUGGGUUGCUAGAAGAAGCACAAGACUUCAUAGACAAGAUGCCAAUUGAACCAGAUGUGAUUGCAUGGGGUUCACUUUUAGCAUCUUGUAGGGUUCACAAAAAUGUGGAGCUAGCAAAAGUUGCAGCCGACAGAUUGCUUUCAAUUGAUCCUGAAAAUAGUGGGGCCUACUCAGCACUUGCUAAUGUGUAUUCUGCUUGUGGAAAAUGGGAGGAAGCUGCCAAGAUCAGAAAAUCAAUGAAGGAUAGACAGGUCAAGAAAGAACAAGGAUUUAGCUGGAUUCAGUUAAAAAAUGUAGUCCAUGUCUUUGGGGUAGAUGAUGGGCUUCAUCCACAGCGAGAUGCUAUUUACAAGACAAUGGAAAAAAUCUGGGAAGAUAUAAAAAAGAUGGGAUUCAUUCCACACACCGAGUCAGUGCUGCAUGAUCUUGAUAAUGAGGUGAAAGAGCAGAUUCUUAGACAUCACAGUGAGAAGCUUGCAAUUGCAUUUGGGUUAAUAAAUACCCCGGAGAACACUACUUUAAGGAUCAUGAAGAACCUUAGAGUUUGUAAUGACUGUCACUCAGCAAUCAAAUUUAUCUCCAAGCUUGUAGGGCGAGAAAUUAUUGUUAGGGAUGCCACUCGUUUUCACCAUUUUAAAGGAGGUUUCUGCUCUUGUCAUGACUACUGGUAGGUCUUGAACCAAAUUUUAUCUAGAAUUCCACAUCAGAGCUGCUGAAGAAAAGUAAAAGAAAAAUCUACGAUGCUGGAUGACAAAAAAAAAAGGAAUCUGAGUUUGAGCAACUCAUACAUAAAGGUAAACAUUACUAUGAAGUAUGCCUUCACUGAUGGUAAUGUUGUACAGCUUUGCCACCCUGUAAGUUGCUCCAUUACUAUUAGGGAUGCCACUCGUUUUCACCAUUUUAAAGGAGGUUUCUGCUCUUGUCAUGACUAUUUGUAGGUCUUGAACCAAAUUUUAUCUAGAAUUCCACAUCAGAGCUGCAAAGUAAAAGAAACAUCUACGAUGCUGGAUGACAAAAAAAAAAAAGGAAUCUGAGUUUGAGCAACUCAUACAUAAAGAUGCAGAAUACAUGAUUCCACUUUGCUGUUGCUCUAGUUUGUGGCUACAUGCAGUGGUGGAGCAGGUGACAUUUCUAGAUGGAUUUUCUGACAUUGUCUCAUAGUGAGAUCUUUGACUGAGACAGAGUUUGGCUAUUUCAAUGUUCAAGUGUACCAUUGUGGGGCCUUAGUUCUAAGACCCUAGAGGAAUUAUAUUCUCCGACUGUGAAGAUCUUAAAUGCUGCAGUUGGGAAAAAAAGGGUCAGAACCACUUGGCCAAGAAAUGGGAGUUGAUAAUUCUUCGGCACAAUCAUAUUGAAGACUUGUACAUUUCCAAUCUUAUUAAAGACUUGUUUGAGGCAAUAGGCUAAUACUUUGCAACAUUGAGGCUGGGUUGCGGGGAUGCAGAAUUACAGAUUGUUUUUCAUCCCUCGAACAUUUUCAAUGGUGUUGGCAGUUUAAUCUCUUAAGAUUUUCAACAUGACAAAUAUCAAUUUGAGAAUUUGAUCGGGAAUGAGAUGAAUAAACUUGCAUUCAGGAAAUGAUAUUUGAUUGUAAAGAGAUCCAGGGAUUCAGACUAUGGCGGGUCAGAAGAUCAAGUAUAGGCAACAAAGAUAUCAAUCCUGAAGGCAGACUUCAAGCAUCAUGGUGGGUGAUUGAUGGUUGGAGGUCCGACUGAAAGUAGGUUAAGUUACACAGAUACGGUAAAUUUCCAAAACAAGAGGAAUGCUUGCAAGUAUAGAGUCAGCUAAUACCAUAGGUUACCAAAGAACCGACUUGCUUUAUAACUGCUACAUCUAUAAAUUCAGUAUGAGAGAACCAACAAGCUCUGCAGCUCUGGGUAUGAGAACCAGAAAAGUGACGAAGUGGUCAAAGAAGAUGGGGGGUGUGAAGAAAUGGUGGGGAAAAUGGGUAGGAAACUUGAAGAGGAAGAAGACGAUUAGAAUAAGAAGAAGAGCAGUGAUGAAACAGUUGGGAAAGAAGGUGGUGAAUAGGAGGGUGAAAGGAAGAAGAAUGAGAAGAAAACUGACAAAAAGAGUAAGAAGGGUAGUGGUUAUGUUACCAUGGAGAAGAAGAAGAAUUGAGCAAAGGAGAAGAGAAUUGCAGGCCAUAAUUAGAAGGUAAAUACAAAGUAUGGGGCCCUGGGAUUGGGGAAGACCUCGGGGCAGAGCUGAAUGUUCAACAACAUGGAGAGAACUAGUGUAUGAAGACAAUAAAGCUGAUAUUCAGAGAUAGCUUCCUUCUGUACUCUUCCUCACCAAAGCCUGUGUCUUUAUUAUUUGAUAAUGUAUCAGUACUGAGCAAUUUUUGAAUGUUAUGUUGAGUUGAUAAUAGAUUAUUAUAUCAUUUAUGAAUCCAAGAAAUUUAUCAUAUAGCG